Messenger RNA from Fusarium musae, 1416 nucleotides. RefSeq lists its product as uncharacterized. Gene Ontology annotation, biological process: transmembrane transport. Gene Ontology annotation, cellular component: fungal-type vacuole membrane. Lineage: Eukaryota; Fungi; Ascomycota; Sordariomycetes; Hypocreales; Nectriaceae. The record is from RefSeq and is a predicted model, not a curated record. The transcript is spliced from 2 exons. Gene Ontology annotation, molecular function: transmembrane transporter activity. Bases 1 to 1416 code for a protein of 471 amino acids.
AUGGCGGAAACAGAGAAACAAGAACGGUCUCAAGAUGGGCCUAUUCUGCAAAGCAGUUUUCAGGAGGAUGACAACUCGGCUGAACAAGCUUCUCACUCAACUGACCAGACGAACACAAAUCUAUCAAUUGGUGAUGGUCACAAAAAGAAGCUCGGUGUGCUUUGGGGCUCAGCACUUAUGCAGCUCCCGCUCUGGGGCUUCAAUCUGAGUUACGGUAUUUUUGAAGAAUACUGGACAAGCAACUGGACUCUCAAUGGCGAUCUCUCCAUCACUGGCACAGUCGGCACUACCUCCAACGGAGUCAUGUAUAUUUCCAUGCCGUUCUUGUUUGCCAUAUUCACCCGCUACUGGGCUCAUCACCGGAUCAAAGCAGAGCUUGGAGGCCUUAUCAUAGCAUUCCUCGGGUUCAUUCUCUCUUCUUUCAGCACCCAUGUGUGGCAUCUCAUGGUUACACAAGGCGUCAUGGCUGCUUUUGGAUGUACCCUCGUGUACAGCCCAGCAACAUGUUCUCUCGGGGAGUGGUAUGCCACUGGAAAUCGAGCCAUUGCCUAUGGUAUCAUUCUCUCGUGUAGGAAUAUUGUUGGCUCCGUCUGUCCUUUUCUUCUGCGGUAUCUUCUUGACCAAUACGGCUUCCGAUGGACAAUUCGAAUAUGGGCGUUCAUUCUGGCUGGAUCAGGUCUUUUGUCCAUCGUUCUCGUGCCAACGCACCCUUCCAAGAUGGUCGACCGAGAGGAGAAGCCACCUCGCAUACCAUGGACAUUCCUAAAACACCGUGGAAUUUACACGUACUUCGUCGCAGUCAUGGUUCAAAGUUCGGGGUACUGUCUACCGCAGACAUAUCUCCCAACAUUUGCAAGAGAGUUCAACGGCGCCAGUCAAGCUAUUUCUACUCUAUUGCUUACGCUGCACAACAUUCCAGGCAUCCUCUCGUGCUUCUUCUUUGGUUGGCUCACUGACAAUAAGUACCAUCAAUUCUCAGCCACUACUAUUACUUGCAUCUCGGCGUUCGCAUCAUCAGCGUCUGUCCUUUUGCUCUGGGGACUGUCAGUAGACGGAAGUCCAGCCCUUACUCUUGUAUUUGCCAUUGUCUUUGGCUUCUUUGCCGGCGGUUAUAGUGCGACAUGGGGAGGCAUCACUAAAGAACUUGAGAUCGAAGCAGAGAAGCAUGACGAGACUAUUGACUCCAGUCUUACAUAUGGACUUCUGAAUGGAGCUCGAGGUAUUGGCUUCGUCAGUGGUGGCCUUGUUAGUAUCCCAUUGCUGAGCGCUGGAGACACAGGCUGGGGCGGAAGGUUUGGCUACGGAACCAAGUAUGGUCCACUCAUGGUCUUCACCGGCAUUGCGGUCGCUUUUGGUGGCCUUGGAUUGAUCAGGGCUGCAAGGAUAAGACCACACAAGACUUCGACAUCAGGCUGA